AUGGUUUUCUACUUGAUUGGAUUGGGUCUCGGUGACGUGGAAGACAUCACUGUCAAGGGACUGAACAUCGUCAAAAACUGCGCACGCGUUCAUCUUGAAGCCUACACAAGUAUUCUGUGUUACGGACUCGAUAAAACGAAUCUCGAGAAGUUUUACGGAAGAGAAGUGAUUGAAGCGGAUCGAACGAUCGUAGAGCAAGAAUCUGAUGCAAUCUUAAAAGGAGCCGAUAAAGAAGACGUCGCUCUUCUCGUUGUCGGAGAUCCAUUUGGAGCUACUACUCAUGCUGAUCUUGUUCUUCGUGCUAAGCAACAAAAUAUUCCGAUUCGUAUCAUUCACAAUGCUUCAAUUAUGAACGCCGUCGGAUGCUGUGGACUGCAACUCUACAAUUUCGGAGAGACUGUUUCAAUUGUAAUGUGGACUGACGAGUGGCAACCAGAAAGCUAUUAUGACAAAAUCGCUUUGAAUCGUCAGCGUGGAAUGCAUACCUUGUGCUUGUUGGACAUUAAAACCAAAGAACAAACUGUGGAGAACAUGAUGCGCGGACGAAAGAUCUUCGAGCCUGCCAGGUAUCAAAAGUGUUCAGAGGCAGCGAGCCAGCUGUUAACCAUCUGUGAGCGACGAAAAGCAAAGGGAGAAGAGUGUGCCUACGACGAGAAUACGAUGGUGGUUGGAUUGGCGAGAGUCGGAUGGGACAAUCAGAAGAUCGUGUAUUGCAGUCUGACGGAAAUGAGCGAGAUGGAGAUGGGAGAACCAUUACAUUCGUUGAUUAUUCCUGGAGAGACGCAUCCUUUGGAAGUGGACAUGCUGGAAACAUUCAGAGCCUCCUCCUAA
Molecule: messenger RNA, 831 nt
Organism: Caenorhabditis briggsae
Lineage: Eukaryota; Metazoa; Nematoda; Chromadorea; Rhabditida; Rhabditidae
Exons: 3
Coding region: 1-831 (276 amino acids)
Biological process (GO): protein histidyl modification to diphthamide
Molecular function (GO): diphthine synthase activity
Source: RefSeq, a predicted model, not a curated record